Messenger RNA from Annulohypoxylon maeteangense, 3037 nucleotides. Its product is annotated as MFS general substrate transporter. Gene Ontology annotation, biological process: transmembrane transport. The coding region runs from base 415 to 2739 and encodes 774 amino acids. The record is from RefSeq and is a predicted model, not a curated record. The transcript is spliced from 5 exons. Lineage: Eukaryota; Fungi; Ascomycota; Sordariomycetes; Xylariales; Hypoxylaceae. Gene Ontology annotation, molecular function: transmembrane transporter activity.
AUAUAAACCCCAACCCUCGGGUGGCAGGCAAUGUUGGUGCUAUUUGUGCUACCUAUUAUCGUCUAGUCAUCACGGCACGAGAAGAACAUAUACAACACUUCGAGACUGGGCACAUAAAAUGGUUAUUUCUCUCAUCGUUUUUUAUAUGAUCUCUUCUCAAUAACCCCCUCCCCCAAGGCCUCCUCAAAGACAUAAUUUUGGCUCUUUCACACCCCCUCUUGCUUUCACUAGAGCCACAGUUCUUUAUUAAUGCCUCUGUCGACUUGUCAUUACAGACUUGAUUAAUUAGCCGCCAGCAAUAUAUCAUCACCUUUAUAACAUAUUAUUAAUCGCCUAUGUGCUGUCCGGUCCAAGUGGUUUACACAAGAAAACGUGAAUAAUCUUGUGGAAAACAUCCAGGAUAAGUCAGAAAGGAUGGAGGAAGCAGGGGGGCAAGCAUCUAAGAGCCUAUGGAAUGCAUUCUUUCGGAGGAAAGCUGUUGCUGUUGGGGAGCAUCGUGACGAUGAGAAAUCACAAUGGAAUAUGGGAAUGCUAAAUGAUAGGGAGACCAUAGAAGUGCCAGGAUCUGUCCUCCUCCUUGCCCAGGGUCGAAAUGAACCUCUCGGUCUUCGGAAUGCUCCGGCUAGGACAUCUCAUUCUUCUCUACCAACUGGCUUACCUCAUCCUCAGGAUGCACCACCACAGCCGAUAGAUAAAGAGCUUGAUGAAAAGAAAAAGACAAAAGAUGGGCAAAUAAUCCUUGAUCCUCAACCGGAUGAUUCACACAACGACCCGCUGAACUGGCCAACCUGGCGCCGAGAUUUUGCUUUAUUAUCGUUAGGCCUUUAUUGUGCAGUGGGUGGCGGGAUUACGCCCAUCAUCGCGGCGGGCUUCACUGACGUCGCAAACGAUUACCGUGUCGACGUUUCUAAGGUUUCUCUAACAACAGGCUUGUACAUGAUGGGCCUUGGUAUUGGUAGUGUCGUAUUCUCGCCUACUGCGAUCCUGUAUGGGAAACGUCCGGUCUAUCUCUACAGCGUGAUACUCUUUAUUCUAUCGGCAGUAUGGUGCGCUCUAUCACCCAAUUUCACUUCGCUGAUACUAGCCCGGAUCUUCCAAGGAAUUGCUGUGAGCCCUGUUGAAUGUCUGCCAUCCGCCACCAUUGCCGAGAUAUUCUUCUUGCACGAGAGAGCGUAUCGUAUCGGCGUAUAUACCUUAUUGCUACUUGGUGGCAAAAAUUUGGUUCCUCUCGUUAGUGCUGCUAUCAUUGAACGACUGGGGUGGCGGUGGGUAUUUUGGAUAGUUGCGAUCGUGGUUGCUUCCUGCGGUGCCCUGCUGUUCUUCUUCGUCCCAGAGACAUUCUGGGAUAGAUCGCCAAUACCAAGGUCACGGCGGCCAAAGCGACCCAGUCUUUUUAGUAGGAGGUCAUCGGCUCGGCAAGCCUCCCAGUCUCAUCUCAGCGAGGGUGCCGUUAUCAAUCGAGAAAAAUCAACGGUAAAUAUAGGUAGAGAGGGAUAUGUAGAGAGCCACCACGAACCUGCAGGAUCACCGCAGCCGCGGCACAAAGGUGUUCACGUCGGAUUUGCCCCCGGUCCUAGAGAGGAUUUCGCCUCUGACAUAGAACACGCCCGCGAUACCUUGACGCUUUCAAGGGAGAAGGACUCCAUAGCUGAUAAAGAGUGGUCGUAUACUGGUCCUACGUCGAAAGCCGACGAACCGCAUACCCUCCGUCCAAACGCAAUCCGCUCACAAUCAAACAGCAGCGCCUGGUCUCGGGCAAAUCGGGGAAGCCAAGGUCAUCUUACCCCCCAGACACCGCAACUGUACAAUCACAAUUCGACACCUUAUGAGAAUCCCUCCGAUGACUAUUUUCGGGCAAGGAGGGGACAUGAGAAUAAUGUCGCGCACGGGACGGUCCACUCCGACACGGAGAGUGAGAAGAUGUCAUUCUCAAACCUAGCAACGAUAACCAGAGGACAAGCUUAUACACACGCCCUGCGAAAUGCCCCGCCAAAAUCGUUCACCCAGCAGUUGAAGGUCCAUCAUGGCCGACUUAACCAAGAUAGAUGGUGGAAGGCAGCCGUUCGUCCUCUUAUCCUUUUCUCCUACCCAUCGGUGCUCUGGUCGGCUGCGGUGUACGCAUGCUCGAUCGGUUGGCUGAUCGUCAUCUCGGAAUCGGUAGCCGUUAUAUACCGGGAAGGCAUAUAUCAAUUCAACGCCCUGCAAACAGGUCUUAUCUAUAUCUCACCAUUCAUAGGUGGUGUCUUAGGCACAGCAGUCGCUGGAAAAGUAAGCGACAUUAUUGUCAGAGCAAUGGCACGUCGGAAUGGGGGCCUCUACGAACCCGAAUUCCGGCUUGUGAUGGCAAUCCCAGUGACCGUGACGACGGUUAUCGGACUCAUGGGAUUUGGGUGGUCAGCUAGUGUAGAUGAUCCAUGGAUUGUCCCGACGGUUUUCUUCGGAGUGGUGUCAUUUGGCUGUGCGCUGGGCUCCACCACGUCCAUCACGUUUUGCGUCGAUAGCUACAGACAAUAUGCCGGAGAGGCUCUAGUGACGUUGAACUUCAGCAAGAACAUAUUUCACGGACUCGUAUUUAGUGUAUUUGUUACGGAAUGGCUCACGGAAGACGGCUCUAAGAUGGUCUUUCUCUGGCUCGGCAUUAUUCAGCUCAUCCUUCUCUUAUUCACGAUACCCAUGUAUAUUUUCGGCAAGAGAGCUCGAAUGUGGACCGUACGGAAGAAUUUCAUGGAGAAGUUUUGAGAUUAGACGGCAAAGUCUUUAUUUCUUAUGAAAGGGAUGUGUCUGUAGAUGUUUUUUUUUUUCAUUAAAAUGGAGGGGGUUGGGUUGACUCUUGAGGUAUAUUUACUGAGGCAUAUUUACAUGUACAUACCCAUCUACAUACAGGUACAGUAUAAUAUGUAGGUAUAACCUUAGAAGUACAUGUACUUAUCGACGUCCUGAAGGUACCCAGCUAGGUAGGUAAGUUAGGUAUGUACUUAGUAAUAUUGAUAGAUAUCUACAUAUGUACAUAUCCAUGAUAUAUACUGUACACACAUUA